Molecule: messenger RNA, 1161 nt
Organism: Cordyceps fumosorosea ARSEF 2679
Lineage: Eukaryota; Fungi; Ascomycota; Sordariomycetes; Hypocreales; Cordycipitaceae
Product: proteinase T precursor
Exons: 3
Coding region: 1-1161 (386 amino acids)
Biological process (GO): proteolysis
Molecular function (GO): serine-type endopeptidase activity
Source: RefSeq, a predicted model, not a curated record
AUGCGUCUGUCUGUUCUCAUCGCCAUCCUGCCCGCCGUCCUCGCCGCCCCGACGGCCAAGCGCGAGGAGCCCGCGCCGCUGUUCACCGCCAAGGCCGGCACCACCGCGAUCCCCGGCAAGUACAUCGUCAAGUACCGCGAGGGCGCCGAGGGCCAGAUGCACAUCAUGACCGAGGGCGCCGCCGCCGACCACGUCUACACCGACGUGAUCAAGGGCUUCGCCGGCACCCUCGACGACUCUGCCGUGGAGGAGCUCCGCAACCACCCGGACGUCGAGUACGUUGAGCAGGACAGCAUCAUCAGCCUCUCCGGCUUCACCACCCAGCCCAACGCCGUCUGGGGCCUCACGCGCAUCUCGCACAAGCGCCUCGGCGGCAGCGGCUACACCUACGACACCAGCGGCGGCGCGGGGACCUGCGUGUACGUGCUGGACACGGGCGUCGACGCCAGCCACCCCGACUUUGGCGGGCGCGCCAAGCAGAUCAAGUCGUACAUUGCCGGCCAGAACACCGACGGCCACGGCCACGGCACCCACUGCGCCGGCACCAUCGGCAGCACCACCUACGGCGUCGCCAAGAAGACCAGCGUCUACGGCGUCAAGGUGCUCGACAACCAGGGCUCCGGGUCCAUCUCGGGCAUCGUCGCGGGCAUGGACUUUGUCCGGACGGAUGCGGCGGGCAGGAGCUGCGGCAAGGGCGUCCUCGCGAGCAUGAGCUUGGGGGGAGGAUACUCGGCGAGCCUCAACUCGGCGGCGGCGAACAUGGUGCGCAGCGGCGUGUUCCUGGCGGUCGCGGCCGGCAACGAGAACCAGGACGCGGCCAACGUCUCGCCGGCGAGCGAGGCGACCGCCUGCACGGUCGGCGCGACGACGGCGCAGGACGCCCGCGCGAGCUUCUCCAACUACGGCCGUGUCGUCGACAUCUUUGCCCCGGGUUCCAACAUCCUGUCCCUCGCCCCCGGCGGUGGCACCGCUUCCAUGUCCGGCACCUCCAUGGCCACCCCUCACAUUGCCGGCCUCGCCGCCUACCUGGCCGGCCUCGAGGGCGUCAAGGGCGGCGCCAUCUGCGACCGCAUCAUCGCCCUGUCCACCCAGGGCGUCCUCAGUGGCAUCCCCGCCGGCACCUCGAACCGCCUUGCCUUCAACGGCAACCCCUCUGGCUGA